CUCUGUUGGUGUGUGCUGCUGACACAAGGUCAGAGCUGUUAGGAUCACUCAGCUCAUUGUGUACCGAAAGAGCUGGGACUUCCUCAUCUUCAUGGUGAGGCCAGCUUUUCUCAACCCUUCGAUUAGUUGAGCCCAACAGUGGAAGUCCCACAGAGUCUGGACAUGUGGUGAUUAUCCCCACUGGAAGGAACAUACUGUAGUUCUCUCCCGGAUAUCAGGAAAUCCCUUAUGGAAUAGUCUGUGUGGGUCUGUUUGGAUUCAUUGGAUCUGGAUUGAAGGAGUCGUUUUUGGGAGAGUAUGUUACCCAUGCUGGUAAUGGAGGUGAAAAAGCUUUUUAUCCACUGCCCUACUCAGGUAUGAGUCACAGCCAAGACCCUUACUGGGGCUCCGUCAACAGGGGUACAGCGGACUGGUUUGGUGUGAGCAAGGAUAGCGACAACAGCCAGCGAUGGAGGAGGAAGAGCCUGCAGCACUGCAGCCAUCUCUACGGGGGCCUGAAGCCUCUGGUGAUGAGGGGCAUGGAGCUGCCCACCCAGGACAACCUCUCUCUGGCCGGCACUGAGACCCCUCCUCCCCUCUACCACGCAGCCCACCACCAUAGUCACCAUCAUUAUGGCAUGCAGAGGAUUGUGGAUCCCCUGGCUCGGGGCCGUGCCUUCCGAACUGUGGAAGAGAGAGACGGCUCCAGUGUCCCACCGACUACCGCCAACCCCUGCACGGCCUCCCUCUGCUCCUUUUCCAGCUCCCACUCGGCCCUCGGCAGGUUGCCACGGCGACGCAAACGGGAGUCCGUUGCCGUCAUGACCCUCAAAGCUGCCGCGGCACUGAUGAAGGGCCGCGUAUUAGGUGAAGGAACCACAGGGCGGUAUCGCAAGCGAAGUUUCCUGCCCCCCAGUUUCUAUGAAGACGACACUGCGGACCUAGCCGAUGAUCUGGACACAUCUUUUUUCACUGGCGAGGGUCUGCCAGAUGAGCUCUCCAGCUACGCCGAUGACGUUUUUGAGACGGCAUCGGAGGCUGCGUGCCAGCAGCCGGAUGAGGGCGAACUCACUGGAAGUGCGCUGGACAGGAAGGAACUGGAGAGGAGUCACCUGAUGCUGCCUUUAGAGCGAGGAUGGCGCAAAGCAAAAGAUGGCUCACUCGUCCAACCCAAGGUGCGAGUGAAUCAAGAAGCGGCGAGUCAGGAGCGGGGGCAAAGGAUCUCGGCUCCUGUGAAGAAGUUGUUCGCCCGAGAGAAGAGGCCUUACGGGCUCGGCAUGGUCGGACGCCUUACCAACCGGACGUACCGAAAGCGCAUCGACAGCUUUGUCAAGAGACAGAUUGAAGACAUGGACGAUCACAGGCCUUUCUUUAGCUACUGGAUCACAUUCGUCCAUUUACUCAUCACCAUCCUUGCCGUCACCAUCCAUGGCAUCGCACCUGUGGGUUUCUCGCAACAUGAAACUGUGGAUUCGGUGUUAAGGAACAAGGGUGUGUACGAAAAUGUCAAAUUUGUGCAACAGCAAAAUUUCUGGAUUGGUCCAAGCUCAGAGGCGCUAAUCCAUCUGGGAGCCAAGUUUUCCCCGUGCAUGCGUCAGGAUGGAGAGAUCCACAAGCUGGUGCAGGAGAAGAUGGCCCAAGAGAGAGAGUCGGGCUGCUGCGUGAGGAACGAUCGCUCUGGAUGUUUGCAGACUUUACAAGAGGAGUGCUCGACCACCUUGGCUGUGUGGGUAAAAUGGCCUCAGCACCCCAGUGCUCCUUAUUUGAAUGGGAAACUACGGCAAUAUGGUGCAGUCUGCCAUCAGGAUCCCAGAAUAUGUCAAGAGCCUGCCUCUGUUUCACCUCACCAGUGGCCUGAAGACAUCACCAAGUGGCCAGUUUGCACGCGGUACAAUUUUGUGAACCACACUAACUUCCCCCACAUAGAUUGCGCCAUCACAGGCCGGCCCUGCUGCAUCGGAACCAAAGGACGAUGUGAAAUCACUUCCAGAGAGUACUGCGACUUCAUGCAUGGCUUUCAUGAAGAAGCCACUCUCUGCUCACAGGUGGCGUGCAUGGACGACGUAUGUGGUCUCUUGCCUUUCCUGAACCCAGAGGUCCCAGACCAGUUUUCCCGACUGUGGCUGUCCCUCUUCCUUCAUGCUGGGAUCCUUCACUGCCUGGUGUCAGUGUUGUUCCAAAUGACAGUGCUUCGAGAUCUGGAGAAACUGGCUGGCUGGCUGCGGAUCUCCAUCAUAUACAUGCUCAGCGGUAUCACGGGCAACUUGGCCUCGGCCAUUUUUCUGCCCUAUAGAGCCGAGGUUGGCCCCGCUGGUAGCCAGUUCGGCAUCUUGGCCUGCCUCUUCGUGGAACUCUUCCAGAGCUGGCAGAUCCUUGAGAGGCCGUGGCGAGCAUUUGGAAAGCUGCUCGCCAUCGCUGUCUUUUUCUUCUCCUUCGGUUUGCUUCCCUGGAUCGACAACUUUGCCCACAUCUGUGGUUUCGUCUCGGGGUUCUUCUUGUCCUUUGGUUUUCUGCCAUACAUCAGCUUUGGACGCACCGACAUGUACCGCAAGAGGGUCCAGGUUUGUGUUUCCCUGCUGGUGUUUGCAGCUCUGCUGUCUUCCUUGGCCGUCCUCUUUUACGUUUACCCUGUCAAGUGCGACUGGUGCGAGUACCUCACCUGCAUCCCCAUCACGGACAAGCUCUGCGAGAAGUACGACCUGAACGCAAAUCUCCUUUGACCCAUAUCGCCUGCUCUGGAUGCACCAUUCAUGCUUGGGCACUCGGGUUACGCCACAGUAUUUGGAAAUGAAGAGGUCGACUUCAUUUGAGGUUCUGCUGCGGAACGUGACAAUUUUUGCAAAGAGCUGUCCCACCAUGAAAAAGGAUCCAACUCAAAAAGACUUGAAGCACUUGAUUAAAAUGCCCUGAUUAACUGAUUUGUACAGUUUGGCCAAUGACUCAAAAUGUUCUGUUUUCAUGAUUUCAGCUCACAUUGCUUGUAAUGAGCAGUUUGAAUCUUCUCUUUUUCACAUUUAAAAAAUAAGGGGCAACUGGGUAAAAUUCUGAAGAAGUUAUGUAUGAAUAUUGUAAUUAUUGACAUUUUGCACACAUUUUUUCAAUAAAGAGUAUUUUUCUUUAUAUACAACAGGACCAUUUUAAACAUUAACCAAAGUUAGUGAAACAAGUUUGGCGUUAUAUCCAUGUGACUCAUCUUCUCCACCACCAAUGCCCCCUGACCUGAAUACCUGGAGACUAUCCCAGCUAUCAUCUGGCUGGAGUCGGGGUGGACCCUGAACUGGUCACGAGUCAAUCGCGGGGAACAUGGAGACAGACAGCGGUCGCACUCACUAUCACACCAAUGGGGAAUUUAGAGUGUCAAAUUAAUCUUGCAUGUUUUGGGGAUGUGGGAGGAAACCGGAGUGCCCGGGAAAAACCCACGCAGGCACGGGGAGAACAUGCAAACUCCAAACAGGGAUUCAAACUUCAGUCCUCAAAACUGUGAGGGCAAUACUCU
Molecule: messenger RNA, 3475 nt
Organism: Syngnathoides biaculeatus (alligator pipefish)
Lineage: Eukaryota; Metazoa; Chordata; Actinopteri; Syngnathiformes; Syngnathidae
Gene: rhbdf1b
Product: rhomboid 5 homolog 1b (Drosophila)
Biological process (GO): regulation of protein secretion; regulation of epidermal growth factor receptor signaling pathway
Cellular component (GO): endoplasmic reticulum membrane
Molecular function (GO): serine-type endopeptidase activity
Source: RefSeq, a predicted model, not a curated record